GUUGGGUUGGUGGUGGUAUUGGUAAAGAUUUACAAGGUAUUGCUGAACCAAUACAAAUUGAAGAUUUACAAGGACGUAAAGGUUUAGGUAGUAAUAAUUUAUUUCCAAAUCAAAUAUUUAUAAAAAAUUUACGACGUAUACUCGAAGAAUUUAUUGCAACAAAUGAUGAUGAUGGAGAAUUACAAUUUGCCAAUGAAUUUAAUAGUGAAGAAAGAAAAUCAAUUCAUAAAGAAGCUAUGAAAUUACAUUUAACAUCAAAUUCUUAUGGUCGUGAUGGUGAACGACGUAUUCGUAUAACACAAAAACGUAAUGUUGAUCAGCUUGUUGAUCAUUUAUUAACACAUGGUGGUGAAACAGCACGAUAUGAAUUAAAAGCUCAAACUCAGUCAAAACCAAUUAUCACACAAUCAUCACAACGUACAUAUGUACAAAUGGCUCCACCAUCGUCAAAAUGGGUAGCACCUGAUGCUUGUGAUGAUGGAACUUUAUAA
Messenger RNA from Rotaria sordida, 491 nucleotides. NCBI's taxonomy places the organism in Eukaryota, Metazoa, Rotifera, Eurotatoria, Philodinida, Philodinidae. The record is from the annotation of a GenBank genome assembly.